UUGUUAAAUAAUAAAUCGUUUUCCUCUUUUCCCCCUUUAAUAGUCUUUUACUUUCUAAAGAAUUAAAUAUAUGCUUGACGAUAUUUUUAAUUCGUCUAAUUUCCCAGUGCGUCAUCCUCGGCAGCGGUUUAUAGAAAGAAAAUCCGUGACCUCGCGACAUAAUUUCGCUAUAGAAUCCGACCGGGUGCAACAGUUUGAAGUCAAGGCGAGAAGUUAAGGGUAGCGUCUGGCGUCUCGAAUCGAUAUAUCACGCGAUUACGAAAGGGAUAUUGUACGGAAAUAUCUCCCCCUCGAGUUCUGCAUGGCAUUUGAUCGCGGUCGACGCGUGUCGCGCAUCCUUGAUCGCCCGCUCUCCUCCACCACCUCUUCCUUUUUUCUCGACGAGGGCCGUGCCGCAGCCAGUCGUGGUAACGCGCGAUUUAUUAUUUAACGGGAAUAAUCGAUGGCUUAUGGAUACGUAUACCGGUCGCGAUAGUACAUCCUCCGCGACAGCCGUCAUUUUCGCGAUGGUGCCGCGCCAGGAGGCAGGAAAAACCGCGCGUCGCGGCACGUGAAGUCGUUUCUCUUUCGUGCGAGUGAAAAGAGGAGCAGACUGUACGUAGAGUUCUCGGGAACUAUGCUGGCGAGAUUCAGGAACAGCUUCUGCUGUGUCAUGCCCAAAUGUCCGGCUAUCCAUAUUCCAGGGAUGGAGAAGCCGGAGUCCUCCGCGGGAGGCGAGAGCGCCGUCGAGCUCGAGGAUCGGGACCCCAACAGCCUGAACCAGCAUCUUCAGGUGAUGUGGGACGAUGUGAUCGGAGAACCGGAAGGAAUCCGUAGUCCCGAGUGCGCCUGGCGUCUGAGUGGACACUGUUUCCGACUCUCCAGAGGAUGUUGUUACGUGCUUCUCUCCGUUCUCGUGGCGCCUAUACUAGCUCUCUGUUUGGGUUUCACAUUCGCCUGCCUCGCUUUUCAGCAUAUAUGGUGCGUCGCGCCAUGUCUGCGCGUGUGGAAAAUCACGUGCGCGGCGACGCGAAAUUUCUUUGCGGCGGUGACACAUGCGAUUGUCCGGCCGAUCAUGGAGGCGAUGGGUUACCUCUGCCACAAUAUUCGCAUAUUCAAUCAGAAACUGCCGGAUGGUCCUUAUCAAAAGGAGGACCUGUUGGUCGUAUAAUCAACGAUCCUGCAACGGCGAAUCAAAUUCGUAUAUCGUUAUCAGAGUUUCGUAUCUUUUUCAACACAUGACACGAGCAAAUGCGCUUCGAAAUGCAUUAAUAGUAUUAUUACUAUCUAAAUAGAGAGUUACAUAUACUCUCUCGAGGAGAUGUCUAAUUCUAGAUAAAGAUUCUUGUGGCAUGAUAUGUCCGAAUGCAAAGUUGUUACGCGAGAUAAAAAAGAAUAAUUUAUAUAUUAGAUUUUAAUAUGAAUAUAUCAGAAUAUUAAUGAUAGCAUUGAAUCUAUAUCGCAUAUGAUUAGGAAGAUUUAUUUUUGUAGUCUGAGUUUUACUCGUGCAAUAGUAAUGCCAAGGAAUUUCGUUAAAUUAUCUGCAAUACUGUUAUAUGCGACAAGAGUUAAGUACAGUAAGUGUAAAGGUCUCCCUUGUGUGCGUUUUGGCCUUGUAAGAAUAUAAUAAUUUUAACCUGACGCAUGUCUCUCUCGGGGUAGUUGCAGAUCGCGAGUUGAAAAGUUUAUAGGGCAAACUAAGCAAUGUGUUAUACGCGCCAAUUUUUUUCUUGUUUAUUUCUUUGUUGAGAUUUCUCGAAUUUAAUAUGCCUCGUUAUAUAUUUUCGGAUAAGAAUAAUUAUUCGAAGUAGAACAAUCUAAAAACGAGAGAAUCUGUUCAGGAAAAUUAAUCGAAAAUUCUAAUUAAAUCUUAGUGAUAUAAAAUUAUCAUUGAAAAGCUACAUACAUACGAAAAGCUAAAAUUCUUUAAAGUUAUAUCAAAAG
This is a messenger RNA of Camponotus floridanus (Florida carpenter ant), 1923 nucleotides long. Its product is annotated as caveolin-3. The transcript has 3 exons. Gene Ontology annotation, molecular function: molecular adaptor activity. Gene Ontology annotation, cellular component: caveola. The coding region runs from base 617 to 1150 and encodes 177 amino acids. Gene Ontology annotation, biological process: caveola assembly. The record is from RefSeq and is a predicted model, not a curated record. Lineage: Eukaryota; Metazoa; Arthropoda; Insecta; Hymenoptera; Formicidae.